Messenger RNA from Symphalangus syndactylus (siamang), 5082 nucleotides. It is a transcript of the gene PROM2, whose product is annotated as prominin 2. Gene Ontology annotation, molecular function: cholesterol binding. NCBI's taxonomy places the organism in Eukaryota, Metazoa, Chordata, Mammalia, Primates, Hylobatidae. The record is from RefSeq and is a predicted model, not a curated record. Gene Ontology annotation, cellular component: apical plasma membrane; prominosome; microvillus.
ACAAUAUUUGAAAUGGGGCCACUCUAGGUGAUCCCAAGCUGCUGAGGUGCCUUUUGGACCCAGCUGGAGGCAGCCGUUGCCUGCAAGGAUCUGGGUGGUGGGGAGCCCAGACUUCCACCAGAGGCCACCAAGGGCGGUCCCAGCCUGGCCCUGCCCCCUACCCUGUGCCUCCACCCCUGCCCUUCCUAUGCUCCAAGGCAGGCAGGGAGGCGGGAGGCCAGGUAGCUCAGGAACCCAAACCUGUCGGGCAGGUUUUGAGAGCUGUAGAGAGAGGGACAGAGGCUGGAGAAGGAUGCAUGGCCUGCCCUGGGCUUGCCUGUUCCCUCCUGAGCCUGAGCCCCUUACCUUCCUGACCCCAUGAGGCACGCACUGCCUCUGCUGGCUCCCCUGCUGGGCCUGGGCCUGGGGCUGGCCCUGAGUCGGCUGGCAGCGGGGGCCACAGACUGCAAGUCCCUUGGCCCGGCAGAGCACCUGACAUUCACCCCAGCAGCCAGGGCCCGGUGGCUGGCCCCUCGAGUUCUUGCGCCAGGACUCCUGGACUCUCUCUAUGGCACUGUGCGCCACUUCCUCUCCAUGGUGCAGCUCAAUCCUUUCCCUUCAGAGUUGGUAAAGGCCCUACUGAAUGAGCUGGCCUCCGUGAAGGUGAAUGAGGUGGUGCGGUACGAGGCGGGCUACGUGGCGUGCGCCGUGAUCGCGGGCCUCUACCUGCUGCUGGUGCCCACUGCCGGGCUUUGCUUCUGCUGUUGCCGCUGGCACCGGCGCUGCGGGGGACGAGUGAAGACAGAGCACAAGGCGCUGGCCUGUGAGCGCGCGGCCCUCAUGGUCUUCCUGCUGCUGACCACCCUCUUGCUGCUGAUUGGCGUGGUCUGUGCCUUUGUCACCAACCAGCGCACGCAUGAACAGAUGGGCCCCAGCAUUGAGGCCAUGCCUGAGACCCUGCUCAGCCUCCGGGGCUUGGUCUCUGAUGUCCCCCAAGAGCUGCAGGCCGUGGCACAGCAAUUCUCCCUGCCCCAGGAGCAAGUCUCAGAGGAGCUGGAUGGUGUCGGUGUGAGCAUUGGGAGCGCGAUCCACACUCAGCUCAGGAGCUCCAUAUACCCCUUGCUGGCGGCCGUGGGCAGUUUGGGCCAGGCCCUGCAGGUCUCCGUGCUCCACCUGCAAACCUUGAAUGCUACAGUGGUAGAGCUGCAGGCCGGGCAGCAGGACCUCGAGCCGGCCAUCCGGGAACACCGGGACCGCCUCCUUGAGCUGCUGCAGGAGGCCGGGUGCCGGGGAGAUUGUGCAGGGGCCCUGAGCCGGGCCCGCACCCUGGAGCUGGGUGCUGACUUCAGCCAGGUGCCCUCUGUGGACCAUGUCCUGCACCAGCUGAAGGGUGUCCCCAAGGCCAACUUCUCCAGCAUGGUCCAGGAGGAGAACAGCACCUUCAACGCCCUUCCAGCCCUGGCUGCCAUGCAGACGUCCAGCGUGGUGCAAGAGCUAAAGAAGGCAGUGGCCCAGCAGCCGGAAGGGGUGAGGACACUGGCUGAAGGGUUCCCGAGCUUGGAGGCAGCUUCCCGCUGGGCCCAGGCACUGCAGGAGGUGGAGGAGAGCAGCCGCCCCUACCUGCAGGAGGUGCAGAGAUACGAGACCUACAGGUGGAUCGUGGGCUGCGUGCUGUGCUCCGUGGUCCUGCUCGUGGUGCUCUGCAACCUGCUGGGCCUCAAUCUGGGCAUCUGGGGCCUGUCUGCCAGGGAGGACCCCAGCCACCUAGAAGCCAAGGGCGAGGCUGGAGCCCGCUUCCUCAUGGCAGGUGUGGGCCUCAGCUUCCUCUUUGCUGCUCCCCUUAUCCUCCUGGUGUUCACCACCUUCCUGGUGGGCGGCAAUGUGCAGACGCUGGUGUGCCGGAGCUGGGAGAACGGCGAGCUCUUUGAGUUUGCAGACACCCCAGGGAACCUGCCCCCGUCCAUGAACCUGUCGCACCUUCUUGGCCUGAGGAAGAACAUCAGCAUCCACCAAGCCUAUCAGCAGUGCAAGGAAGGGGCAGCGCUCUGGACAGUCCUGCAGCUCAACGACUCCUACGACCUGGAGGAGCACCUGGAUAUCAGCCAGUACACCAACAAGCUACAGCAGGAGUUGCAGAGCCUGAAAGUAGACACACAGAGCCUGGACCUGCUGAGCUCAGACGCCCGCCGGGACCUGGAGGCCCUGCAGAGCAGUGGGCUUCAGCGCAUCCACUACCCCGACUUCUUCAUUCAGAUCCAGAGGCCCGUGGUGAAGACCAGCAUGGAGCAGCUGGCCCAGGAGCUGCAAGGACUUGCCCAGGCCCAAGGCAAUUCUGUGCUGGGGCAGCGGCUGCAGGAGGAGGCCCACGGACUCAGAAACCUUCACCGGGAGAAGGUCGUCCCCCAGCAGAGCCUUGUGGCAAAGCUCAACCUCAGCAUCAGGGCCCUGGAGUCCUCUGCCCCGAAUCUCCAGCUGGAGACCUCAGAUGUCCUAGCCAAUGUCACUUACCUGAAAGGAGAGCUGCCUGCCUGGGCCACCAGGAUCCUGAGGAAUGUGAGUGAGUGUUUCCUGGCCCGGGAGAUGGGCUACUUCUCCCAGUACGCGGCCUGGGUGAGAGAGGAGGUGACUCAGCGCAUCGCCACCUGCCAGCCCCUUUCCGGAGCCCUGGACAACAGCCGUGUGAUCCUGUGUGACAUGAUGGCUGACCCCUGGAAUGCCUUCUGGUUCUGCCUGGCAUGGUGCACCUUCUUCCUGAUCCCCAGCAUCAUCUUUGCUGUCAAGACCUCCAAAUACUUCCGUCCUAUCCGGAAACGCCUCAGCUCCACCAGCUCUGAGGAGACUCAGCUCUUCCACAUCCCCCGGGUUACCUCCCUGAAGCUGUAGGGCCCUGUGGGGUGAGGUGACCCCAAGACUGCCUGUCCUCCCCUUUGAUUCAGCCUGGGCCACAGGACUUCGGUAGCUCUUGCCCCAGAGCCCAGGCUGGCAUCCAGGCCUGGACUGUCCCCAAUUCCGGCUUACCUGGCCCCACCUUGCCUGCUCCUUUCCACCCCUUUCUGCUCACGCCCCCCAUGAUUCACUCUCAGAAUCACAUGGGACUUCUGUGCAGCUGCAGAGCCAGCAGGUCCCCCCAGGUGUCACCCCUUACCCCCAUGCUGGUGGCAUCCUCACAGGAAGAGCCUAUUCUCCAUCUGCUGGAGCCUGGACCCUGGGGCAGGACAGAGGCCUCAUCCAACCCCACUCCCCUUCCUGUGUGUCCUCCCCCUGCCAAGCCUCCCCCUGCCCCUCUCUGAGCCCCUCACCCCCCACACCGUCCUCAUCUGGCCUCCCCACUGGCCCCCACUUCUCUCUUAUGCCCUUCCUGGCCCUUUGCUUCCUCCCUUAGUCCCCUCUUCACCAUAUCUCCACUGCUACCUUGCUGGCCCCAGGCACUACCCUGCCCAACCAAACCACUCAGGUAACGCCACUUAUCAGGCAGGAGCCACCAUGGCCUAGGUCUGGGCUGGCUGCAGGCCCUGCCUCGUGGCCCCUGAGCCCUUCACUGCCCCAGGGCCUUGGGCCCUCUGCAGAUCUCAUCCAGGAUUUAUUGGUGUCCAAUGGGGUGAGGGAGGCCUGUCUGAAGGCUGAGCCUCCCUGCCUGCACCCAGGUUAGAAAUGGGGGUACUAGCACUUAGCUCCUCUCUGAGUGCUGGCUCCCAAGGAAGGGACCUGGGCUACACUGGGGGAUCACCCUUAUCUCUUCAGAAGGAAGCAUCUUCCACAGCCCCCACCCAGCUUUCUUAGGAGUGAUCUGGUGGCCAGAACAGAAUUUUGCAUUGCCCCUUCUAUCCUGCACAUGUGGCCUAGGGUCAUCCCCAGCCCAUCCCUGUGUCAGCCCUGAGUGCUGGAUGCUGCGUUCCAGAAAUGAGGAAGAGGAGAGAGAAGAGAUGGACAGACCUCAGAUCCAUUAAAGUGUUCUCACUUCCUUGAGACUUGGUUCUGGGUCCUUAAAACCAGGUUUCCUAGUCUGGGGCCCUGUACAUAGUUGGUGUUUAAUGAGUGUUUAUGGAGAGGAGAGUUCUAAGGUCACCUCUGGCUGCAGGCAUCCAGGGAUUAUUCCAGCAAUCUGCAGGUAGGGAGUGGGUCCCAGCCUGGGAGCCUGCUGUCAGGAGCAGGCAGACCUGAACUCACAGCCUGGCUGUGAUGCUUGUUUGCUCAGCUUCUCCAUUUAUAAGACGGGAAGAAUAGUCACAGCCUCCUCAAAGGGUUGUGAAAAUCAAAUGUGAUAAUUUGUGGAAAGCCCUUAGCAGUGGCCUGGCACAAAACAAAUGCUCAGUAGACAGAAGCUGCCUAUUAUUUUUGUUGUUGUUGUUGUUUGCCAUGACUGCUCUGGGCCGGGGGUAGAGCUAGCGUCUGGGCACGUACGAGGGAAGAGGGAGGCAGGCCUCUAUUCAAAGGCAGAAAUUCCUUUAAGAUUGUGGUCUGCUGGGUUUCGGGGAGUGUCUGUGUUGUUUGUUUUUGUUUGUUUGUUUGUUUUGAGACAGGAUCUCGCUCUGUCACCCAGGCUGGAGUGUAGUGGUGCAAUCUUGGCUCGCUGCAACCUCCACCUCCUGGGCUCAAGCGAUUCUCAUGCCUCGGCCUCCCAAAUAGCUGGGACUACAGGUGUGUGCCACUACGCAUAGGCUAAUUUUUGUAUUUUUUGUAGAGACGGGGUUUUGCUAUGUUGCCCAGGCUGGAAGUGUCUAUGUUUAACUGCAUCUUAUAAACCAGCAACAAGUUUUCUACUAGAAAUUAGAAUGGUGCAUACACAAUGUAUUGUUAUCACUGUCAGAUGAGCAUCUUUGAAUGUAGCAUGACUGCCUCUUUUUUGCUUUUCCUAGAGGUUUUGUUUUUGUUUUUGUUUUUGCUUGUUACACGUCUGUUGACCUACCUGGGGGAAGUAGCACCCUUGCAUUUAAAAAAUAAAAUUGAUGGCAUUACAAAUGGAAUAGAAACAAUUUUUUAAAUAUUUUCCAGUUCUCUUUCAAAAUUACCUAUUUUAUCUUUUAUAUAUUUGAACAUAUUAAGCAUAGUUAUUUUAAAGUUCUGUUAGUCCCUUAUAUGGAGCCUCUAUGAGUCUGUUUCUAG